This is a messenger RNA of Vollenhovia emeryi, 7441 nucleotides long. Its product is annotated as 1-phosphatidylinositol 4,5-bisphosphate phosphodiesterase epsilon-1-like. The transcript has 21 exons. The record is from RefSeq and is a predicted model, not a curated record. Gene Ontology annotation, biological process: phosphatidylinositol-mediated signaling; lipid metabolic process. Gene Ontology annotation, molecular function: phosphatidylinositol-4,5-bisphosphate phospholipase C activity. The coding region runs from base 1492 to 6645 and encodes 1717 amino acids. Lineage: Eukaryota; Metazoa; Arthropoda; Insecta; Hymenoptera; Formicidae.
CCAUUAUAUUUGCGCAGGGCCGUCCAAUAGGGCGCAGUAUCGUCCCGACCGCCGUCGCGUGCAUACGUCGUACUUACCCGUGUCUGGACUUGUGAAACGCGCGUAGAACCACCGUCGCCGCCGCCGUCGCCGCCGUCGUCGCUGUCGCCGUCGUCGCCGUCGCCGUCGCCACCUCCCCCUCCCCGAGCGUCCACGUCCGGUGUCCCGGCGAGGGUGAGAUCCACGCGAGAGACGCGUACUCGUCCUCUCUCUCUCUCUCUCUCUCUCUCUCUCUCUCUCUUCUCUCUCUCUCUCUCUCUCUCUCUUUCCCACCGUCGUCCUCUCCCUCGCGUACGCCGUCUCCGUCUGUCUCCGUCUUCCCUCCCGUCUGUCCGUACCUCUCGAUCCGUAAUCUCUUCGCGCGCCGUACGUUCCGCAUCGUCCUACCCCCUCGCCGCGUCGUCGCAACUUUUACUCGCCCGCACGCAGUAUAAACAACAACGGGGAGCGCGAGAGUCCGCCCACGCACGAGGGUAGCAAGUGGAAAGUGUUGCGCUGCGACAAAAACGAAAGAGUCGGGGAUCGUUCGUCGGACUGUCAAAUUACCGCUGAGCGAGGAGCUGUACGUCCAAUUGGUGUCUUACUGACGGCUGAUUAUGAGGCUACUACAUUACGAGCAUGAUGCCUGCCCGGAUGAAGUUGACCAUUAUUGAACAACGUGAUCGUCUUCGAUGGACACAGUCGUAAAGUUUAGAACAUCGCGGCCAGCGCGUUGCCAGGCUUGAGGAGACGACGACAACGGAGGAAGCAGCUCGGCGGAGGAGGGCGUGAGAAGGGCUUCCCGAUCGACUCUACAUCGAUGGAGCCGUCCUGAUGCAGACCGCGGAACUACGCGGGGAUCACCCGGCCUGGUCGUCGGACUAAUUCCACCGGCGGGCCCCGGCGAUUUCACGGAGCAGCGAGCUAGGCCGCUCUCUCAUCCCCGUCGACGGCAACAGACCCAGCCACACUUCCACUUCCUCCACCCCACGUGGCCGCACCAUCACCUGAUAAGAGCUGGAGAAGCGGCCGCAGCCGCAGCCGCCUCGGAGCUCUGAGGAGCUGGAGGAUCUGCAUAAGCUGCUGCACUUCCCCGAGGAGGUGGCGCUCAGGUUGACGGAAAGCGAGUACCAGCUAUUCUACCAGGUACCACCGCACGAGUACCUAAGACACGUGGCGCAGGAUCAGACCACGUUGCAGAAACCACCUGCCAGGCCACCCCCGUCGCCGAGUCGCAGCUGCAGCAACCCCAGCACCGCCAACAGCUCGACCCAAACCGAGGACGAAUCGUCCUGGCCUGUUGCCACGGUGUACUCCACCGUGCAGAUCCUCAUCGAUCGUUUUAAUGAGGUAAGCUCAUGGGUCACCCACGCGAUCACCAGCGGUGCCACGGUAGAAGAACGGCAGGCGGUGCUGUCCUGCCUUCUACGCGUCGCGCUAACCUGUUGGAAUACCGGAAACUUUAAUUCAGCCAUGGAGAUAAUUGCCGGUCUAAAGUCCAACAAGCUGAAGCCGUUCUGGCAUGGCGUGAACGAGCGCAUACCGGUCAUGGAAUAUCUCUCCUCCGCCCUUCUGUCUUCCGAAUACGAUCGUGCGCUUGCUCGCGCCCUCGCGAUUCCGGAAUGCCCGGUGGUGCCAUUCUUCGGGGCCUUCCUGCGCGAGCUGCGGGAGGUUAUCGCGUGCGACGUAAAGCCCCAGCCCGAGUACAAGGAAAAUCGCGAGUCACCACGUGCUAGCGUUAAGGAGAGCGAACCUCAAGAACACGUGCCUUCCUCUGCGCCGGUCGCCAGGAUCGCCGUCGAGAGUAACACAGAGACGCCGUCGGGAUGGAGUUCGAGGAGUGCAUCCUUGAACAAACCGGAGAACCCCAUCGUACCAGCCAUCACACCGGCAGCCAUCGCGCCAGUUAUCGCACCAGCCCACGAUACAAAUUCCGUUCUCGACAAAGUCGCGCUCUUUCACAAGCAUCGACAUGCUCGUGGCAGAGACGCGACUACCGGUUCCCUUCAUCGCACCCUGAGCGUUCAUACGACCGCGAUCGAGCAAGCCUACAUGGCGGAGGAAUGCGACGAGAAUGACUAUCAUCUUGAUUUGGACUCCUACAAGCCCGUGCAGCCGCUCAAGAUCGACCACGGAGUCGCUUUGUUUCCCGUCGCCGCGCCACACACUGGCAUGGAUCUACAUCUCCUGCAGGUGCUGCACCACGGCACGACUUUGGUGCAUUGGGACUGCGAGGGUGGCACCUCGAGGACGGCGUUGGUGUUCGCGCGCGUCGAUCGCGCUUGCGGCACCUUCGUGUGGGAAAAGCCACCCUGGAGUCCGCUGAAAACGGCACAAGUUGGCGGUGCCGCUCUUACAGAGUUUUCGCUGAGCGCGAACCCGGAGGACGCGAUACCAGCGGGCCUAGUCGGCAGGUACACGCAGCAGCAGGCUGACUGCGCUUCUGUCACUCUCGAAGAGGGAUACCUCGACCUGGGAUCGGUGAAGGAGAUAAUGAUCGGCUGUUGCGACCGCGAUCGAGAGGCCGAUCUCAGGAGCAUCUGCAAGAGAUACGGCCUACCUGGCUCCGACUGCUGCAUCGGCCUCAUGUAUGGCUCCAAUCUUCCGGACAAUCGACUGAUCUUCCUACUUUGCCCCCCCGGCCUUAGCAAAAUAUGGUACAUGGGAUUGUGCUGGAUAUUGCGAGGCCUCAAAAGACAACAACAGCUAACAGACCGCAGAUCACGCUGGUUGAAAGAGAAAUAUCUCCAGUUGUACUUUUCUUACUUGGAACAGCCGAUGGAGGGCCUGGAGCAGCCGACGACAGCCGAUGCUAUUCGCAUUUUCGGCGGUCGCGACUGGUCCAUGACAGAGAGUGUCGGAACUCUGUCUCCGACGAGCAGUAGCACUCUACGCAGGCGAAACGUUAAAGGCAAAAAGACAAAGUCGAUUGGCAACAUUCACGCUUUAACAAAGGACCUGAGCAUAAAACAGUACGACACCUCGACCUCGGACGGAGGUCUGUGCGCCACACCUCUUCGUCACAUCGCGGGAAGCAGAGAGUCUUUAACGAGGAUCCUACCAGCGUCACCGAGAGCAAGCCGAGACCGAAUCCCGCCACGCAGCCCGCCCGGUGCUGGCGAUCGUAUCACCUCCACCUUGCCUUAUUCCACUUUUCAAAGUUUGUUGUGUGUCGCCAGAGAGAAAGACAAGAACGGAUCCGGUGGCAUACCCGUAGGCUUGGAGGCCCCUUGGCACAUGAAGGCGCGCACUACAUCGAUCAUGUACGAGACGCAGCUGAACUUUGUGGAAUUCGUCGCGCUCUUUCGAUCGUUCAGCUUGCGAGCCAGGAAAGAUCUGCGCGAUCUGUUCGGCCAGUUAGCGAUAACGUGCCGCAGCCAGAGUGACGGAUCGUUGAGGGACUUUAAUAUUCGUCCGGUGGUGCUCAGGCAGACCAGUGACGCCACCCCGCAAAGAAUCGGCUUGUUGACGAGAAACAACUCUAUCGACUGUCACGAAUACAAGACGGGCAGCAAUCUGCAAAAGAAGCAGAUCUUCGAUGCCGUCGCGGCUGCAAGCAUAGUCAAUAACUGCUCGGGCGUGGACACGUCCAAGUCCCAAGUGAUCACCCUGGCGACAUUCACGAAAUUUCUCGAGUCCCGGCAGCAAGAAAAGUUGAACGACGAUGAAAUCAAGGCGCUGAUCAAGAGGCACGAGCCGGACCCGGCACUUCGCACACAGUGGUGUUUGUCUUUCGAGGGUUUUGCGCGGUACAUGAUGGACAAGGACAAUUACGCCUUCCCGACCGAGUACGCGACACCGUCCGAGACCGAGAUGCAACAGCCCCUCUCGCAGUAUUACAUCGCCAGUUCCCACAACACGUAUUUAACCGGGCAUCAACUCAAAGGGGAGUCCUCCGUGCAACUGUACUCGCAGGUGCUUUUAACCGGCUGUCGCUGCGUGGAGCUCGAUUGUUGGGACGGUGACGAUGGGACCCCGCUGAUUUAUCACGGUCACACUUUCACUACGAAAAUACCAUUUCGCUCGGUCGUGGAGGCGAUCGAUCGUAGCGCCUUUGUCAUUUCCCCCUAUCCCGUGAUUCUUUCCAUCGAGAAUCACUGUUCGCCGAAUCAGCAAGCUCGCAUGGCUCAAAUAUUUCAGGCUGUUUUUGGCGAGAAAUUGGUAACGAAAUUCCUCUACGAGUCCGACUUCAGCGACGAUCCCCAACUGCCUUCGCCCUCGCAGCUUCGCUACCGGAUCUUGAUAAAAAAUAAGAAGCUAGUGGUCGACCCUGCCGGCCCUCUGUCGCACACGCCCCUUAGUCAUCGUGGGAAGAUGCUCAUGUCAGAUCGCGCAUCCUCCAUGAAGCAAAUGCGGACCGACGUAAGCAGCACGUCCGUCGUCGAAUACUUUAGCGAGGACGAGGACGACGAAGAGGACGACGAUGAGGACGACAACAUCGAUGAUAACUCCAUUUCGAGCUAUGAGAGAUACUUGGGUGGCGGCCAAGUGCCUCACGGUCGUUUGAAAUCGGACCCGGGAGUGGACGACAAAACGCAAAAGCAGAGCAGCCAGAUAGCCAAGGAGCUGUCGGACCUGGUGAUUUAUCUGCAAGCGAUUAAAUUCCGCGGACUAAAUACCGUUCCGGUCGUGCCGGGAAAAAUACGUCAUCAGUCGCACACGGGACCAGUUCAGAGGCACAGCAUCGCCGGUAUAGGACCCAGCAGCAUAGCGUCCUCCUCAGGAUCGCCGCAAUCGCUCUCGACGUCCGCCUCGAUCGCGAGCGGCGGCAGCAACAUCGAUAAUAUCUUUAGAUCCACUCGCGGAAUGCCGGCGUGCUUCCAAUGCUCGUCCCUGAACGAGAACGCGGCGAAAAAGAUCUGUCGAAAGCAGCCGUUAGGCGUGGUCGCCCAUGCAGAGACUCAACUCAUCCGAACGUAUCCCGCGGGGAUGCGCAUUGAUUCCACAAAUUUCAAUCCCGUAAUAUUUUGGGCUUUCGGAAUCCAGAUGGUUGCGUUAAACUAUCAGACCGAUGACGCGGGAUUAAAUCUCAACUCAGCCAUGUUCGAGCAAAAUGGUCAUUGCGGAUACGUUAGGAAGCCCUCGGUGAUGUGGGACAAGGGACACAUGAUGUACAGGCGGUUCAACCCUUGGGACAAAGAGUUCGACGGGCUGCAUUCUGUGCACUUGAGCCUCUCAAUAGUCUCAGGACAAUACGUCUCGGUCACGAACUUCGUCACCAGCACCUACGUCGAGGUCGAGCUGGUCGGCAUACCGAUCGACUGCGCGAAGCACAAGACGAAGGUGAUCCAGAACAAUGCGCUGAAUCCCAUCUGGAACGAGAAGUUUUGCUUCCAAGUGAUGUUCAAGGAUCUCGCCUUCCUGCGCUUCGGUGUUAUCGAGGCAAGCUCCCAUCACGUGAUCGCGCAACGCGUAAUACCGCUCAAGUGUCUACGGCCCGGCUACCGACACGUACGAUUACGAUCCUGCAAGAACAAGCCGCUGGCACUUUCCACGCUCUUUAUCUAUUCCCGCUUGGAGGAGGAGAGCUUAGACUAUAACACCUGCUGCCGCGAUCACAAGGAGUCGUCCAAGCGUCUCUCGUCGAGCAAGGAGCCCGAGAAACUGAGCACCGUCGAUCCCGGGUCUCUGGGUGGCGUCACCCUGAAAAGACGAAUGUUCUUCUUGAUGGUCUACCACGUGAUACCGGACGAACCGUAUACGAUCCUAAAGGUGACCCAGGAGAGUACCACGCAAGAAGUGAUGCUGCAGGCGUUGCAGAGGGCCGGGAUAUCGCCGGAUCACGUAGACGAGUACAUCCUGGUGGAGGAAGUGUCCCGUGGAUGGGAGAAAAGAGAUAAGGAAGAAUUGCCGACUCAACGCGUGCUGGACCCAACAGAACACCCUCUUCAGGCGCAGGCUCUGUGGAAAGGACAGGGUCGCUUUCUGCUGAAGCGAGUAGGCGACGAUCCGAGCAGUAGAGCGUGGCUCGCCUCCAUCAGGAGCACGGCCGGCCACUCGAAGCUCGACUCCAACACGAGGGACCAAUCCACCCACACAUGGGACGAGGCGGACACCUUUCUGGUCUGCAUCUAUAACGUGUCACCGGAGAUCCCUUAUGCGAUUCUACGCGUGCCGAUAAGCAGCUCGGCGCAGGACGUGCUGGCGCAGGCUCUGAUAAAGGCCAGGAGGAUGGAGAACCCGACCAAGUUCGCUCUGGUCGAGGAGCUGGAAUGGGGUGGCGCGGGCGCCGUUGGAAGCGGAAAUCGUCAACUAAGAGUAUUGAGCGACGACGAGAAUGUUUACACCACGCAGGCCUUCUGGAAGACUCUCGGCAGGUUCAUCCUCAGAGAAAGAGAACAGGCUAUACCGAGACGGACCCUGUUGCCCGCCACCCUCGAUCGAAUCAGCAAGGGAUUUUCCGUGGGCAGAUCUGUAUCCCUGCCAGGAUCCAGCAAAGAAAAGGUGCCUGUUUCGGAAGCACUGUCGGACCCUACUUCUCGAGGCCUGAGACAUCGGCUAAUGAUGUCGGGACGUAGACGAGAGGUUCACUCUGACGGGGAAGAUACGCGCGAGUCCGAUUUAUUGAAUGCUACUUUUUAUCUGAAGAAGGUCUCGUUCAAAAAACUGAUGAGCUGGAAGUCAUAGUGGCAGUCAAGGGCGAACUCGAUAUCAUCGAUCUUCGCCGCUCGGAGAAGUCAUCUGUAAGCCCCGUAGUUCAAUUAUCGUCAUCAGAAUUUAGAUCUGAUCUGCGAAACGUUUGUCCUGUGCCGACGAUCCUGUCGAGGUGCGAUCUCGAAUCGAAACAAGAGCUUGAGAGGAUCGAAAAAGGUUCCACUUUGUCGAUAAUUUACAUAAUACAAGUCACUCAGAGAAGCUAAAAUCUGUAAGUCUUUAUAGUCGAAUGACAGACACACGGCACGAGCAGAACAAUUAAAUACCCGUACUAAAGAAGUAUCAGACAGCGUGUUUUUAUCAUUGAUCAUGCGGUGACGUUGCGCGAGAAAAAAAAUACGAUCUUUGCAAUGGGAGUAAGAGUUCGAGUCAGUUUCUUCGGGAAAGAACGGAAUGAUUGUUUCGAUAAACGUGUCUGGAAAACAACGCGACAUUCUUAAACUCGAUUAUCCCCGAUGUUUGAGCGAAGUACGGAACGAGCGAAAUUCGUAGCCGAAAGCAACUGUCGGCGAGUUGAAAUCUCCAAAGAAGACCGGACGAUAUGGAGAUUGUUACGGCGCCAUUUUCAAAGAUUUUUCAAGAGUUUUAAAACGUACAUAGCAUAUCUGAAGUAAUGACGUAGCACAAUCAUUAAGUGGCAAAGCGACGAUUCUCGAAUCCCUUUAAGUUCGCAUAAAAAGCCAGGCAUCAAUACUGGAUUUCGUUACGUGGCAGUAAAUUACGGUCCGUAAUCCGCGUUCGCCAAAGACGCGCUGGCGCGUCGAAGAGA